Aedes albopictus (Asian tiger mosquito) is the source of this 5144-nucleotide messenger RNA. RefSeq lists its product as uncharacterized. NCBI's taxonomy places the organism in Eukaryota, Metazoa, Arthropoda, Insecta, Diptera, Culicidae. The transcript is spliced from 7 exons. The record is from RefSeq and is a predicted model, not a curated record. Bases 328 to 4125 code for a protein of 1265 amino acids. Gene Ontology annotation, molecular function: FAD binding; iron ion binding; 2 iron, 2 sulfur cluster binding.
CGUGGAUUCUCACUGCUGGUCUGUUCACCAAUACAUGAUCAAGCCAUUCAUGUCUAUGGUAUGUUGUUUUGCUCCCAGAAAAGCGGAGAGAAUCUACCACUCACGCAAUAUCCCGGUACCUACUUUAUAAGUUUAUCAACAUUCGCUCAUCCAGCCGCGAUGCGGCACGUGCGCCAGCAAACAGUUUCAUAAAUAGGCGCGUUGAUUCGGCCAGGCGUCAGAUACUCUCGACCGGUCGACGUGAACGGACUGUGCUUAGCGUGAUUAUUUUUAGAAGUGUUAGAAAAGUCAGUCAAGGGAGCAGUAAAUAUUUGAUAUUUGCGAAAGAUGGAAGUGGUAUUUACAAUCAACGGGAAACUGUACAAAGUGAAUCCUCAUUCCGUCUCUGUGGAUACCUCUUUGGGCACUUUCAUUAGAAAACAUGCCCAACUUAGUGGAACAAAGAUGGUUUGCCGCGAGGGAGGCUGCGGUUCGUGUAUCGUUAACUUGAACGGCGAACAUCCACUAACCAGAGAACGGCAGAGCUGGGCUGUGAAUUCGUGCCUGUUUCCGGUUUACUCUUGCCAUGGACUAGAUAUCGUAACUGUCGAAGGAAUUGGCAACAAGACCAAGGGAUUUCACGAUGUUCAACGUCGUCUGGCGCACUUCAACGGCACUCAAUGUGGAUUUUGUUCGCCUGGUAUGGCCAUGAACAUGUACAGCCUUCUGGAAUCAAAACAGGGUAAAGUUACAAUGGACGAAGUUGAAAAUGCGUUUGGAGGGAAUCUUUGUCGCUGUACUGGUUAUCGUCCGAUAUUAGAGGCAUUCAAGUCUUUGGCUGUUGAUGCUGAGCCACGGUUGAAGGAGGCAUGUCAAGAUAUUGAAGAUCUGCCAAAAAUCUGUAACAAUACGGGCAAGCCCUGCCAAGGAAAAUGCAGCGCGGUGCCGAAAAAAGGUUUACAUUUUAUCUUCGACGAUAAGCGCGAGUGGCAUAAGGUGUACAACAUUCACGACGUGUUUGCCAUAUUCGAAAAGAUUGAAAAUAGACCCUACAUGCUCGUGUCCGGAAAUACGGCCCAUGGUGUAUACCGUAGAAAAACAAACUUAGAGGUAUUCAUUGACAUUUCUUCAAUAGAAGAAUUGAAAUUCCAUUCGUUAGGUAGCAGUCUCACCAUCGGAGCAAAUACCACUUUGAGUAAGCUAAUGACUAUACUUCAGCAGGCAGCUAGUAGCAAUCCACAAUAUACCUACUGCAAGGAACUUGUGAAGCACAUAGAUCUAAUUGCAAACGUUCCUGUGAGAAACUCUGGAACCAUAGCCGGUAAUCUGAGCAUCAAGAAUCAAUACAAUGAGUUCCCUUCCGAUUUGUUUCUUAUCUUUGAAGCGGUUGGGGCGCAGAUAACAAUAGCUGAAGCUGGUGGAAAAAUAUUCACGGCAUCACCCAAUGAUUUUUGCAAUAUCGAUAUGUGUAGAAAAAUUAUUCUCAGUAUUGUCUUACCACCACUAGAUCCACAGAUCUACGAGAUAAGAUCGUUCAAAAUAAUGUCACGUGCGCAAAAUGUUCAUGCAUACAUUAACGCUGCAUUUAUGUUUGAAUUUGAGCCAGAGAUGGCCUCGAUUAGGUCGACAUCAAUCUGCUAUGGAGGAAUAAAUACAACGUUCACUCAUGCAUCGAAUACGGAGACCUUCUUGAUUGGGAAAAAUAUAUUCUCUACUAAAGUCCUUCAAGACACCUUAAACAUAUUGAACUCAGAACUCAACCCGGACUGUCAGCCGUCACACGCAUCUCCCACAUAUCGCAAACAUCUCGCACUCUCCUUAUUCUAUCGGGCUAUUCUCAACAUUGCUGACAAGCAUGGAAUCUCUAUAAACACUCGUUACAUUUCUGGAAUUGACGGAUUCGAUAGACCACUGUCAACGAGCAAACAAGAAUUCCAAACAAUCCGCGAAAACUGGCCUAUGACUAAGAACAUCCCCAAAAUCGAAGGUCUUUUGCAAACCUCCGGACAGGCAAAAUACGUCGAAGAUCUGCCACCAGUUCCGGGAGAGCUUUACGCCGCAUUCGUCAGUGCCACCCGUCCCAGGACGAAAAUUUUCAAUAUCGAUCCCUCACCAGCCCUAGAACUUCCAGGAGUUCAUGCAUUCUAUUCUGCGGAAGAUAUUCCAGGUCGGAAUGAUUUCAUGCCCACUGAGUUGGGCGAACCUCAUGUCGAGGAAAUAUUCUGCAGCGGAAGUGUUCUGUACAAUGGUCAACCAGCGGGCAUCAUACUUGCAGAAUCUUUCGAACUCGCCUAUCAGGCAUCUAAACUGGUGCACAUCACGUAUAGUGAACCUGAUGGUAAACCAAUUCUCCCAACACUCAAACAUGUGUUGGCGGCAAAUGCCAGCGAUCACCUUCAUGAUCAACCGUACGACAAGGAAGGUGAACAAUACAAUAAAGAAUCAGUCUCUAACGGUGCUUUCAAAACGGUCGAAGGCCGGUUCGAGCUUCCUGGCCAGUUCCAUUUUUCGAUGGAACCUCAAGUAUGCAUCUGCGUUCCAAAUGAAGACAGCAUGGAUGUCUACAGCUCUACGCAGUACAUCGACAUUUGCCAGGUUGCCAUUGCGCAGGCAUUGAACAUCCCGGAGAAUAGUUUGAACUUCUAUAUUCGUCGCCUGGGUGGUGCAUUUGGGUCGAAAAUUUCACGGGCUUCGCAAGUAGCGUGCGCCUGUGCGAUUGCCGCACACUUCAGUCAACGACCGGUGCGAUUGGUGCUGUCCGUAGAAUCGAACAUGGAAGCUAUUGGAAAGAGAGCUUCCUGCAUUAGUGACUACCGAGUGGACGUGGAUGAAAACGGGAAGAUCUUGAAACUAGUCAAUAAUUACGUGGAAGAUUACGGAUGCAGUUUGAAUGAACCGGUCGAAAUGGUUACGGCACAGUUUUAUAAAAAUUGCUACGACGCUAGCCGGUGGAAGUUGGUUGGCAAGGCUGCCAUAACCGAUUCAGCCAGCAAUACCUGGUGCCGUGGGCCGGGUACCAACGAAGGUAUUACUAUGGCCGAGAACAUAAUGGAAAACAUUGCGCAUGCGCUCGGAAAGGAUCCGCUGACGGUAAGGUUGGAAAAUAUGCAUGAGGAUUGCAAAAUCAGGAAAUUAUUGCCGGAAUUCGUUCAAGAUGUGGAGUAUGAAAAACGGAAGCGAGAAAUUGAAGAUUUUAACGAGUCUAAUCGAUGGAAGAAACGCGGGAUCGCUAUUGUUCCGAUGCAGUAUCCACAGGUGUUCUUCGGGCAAAUGCAUGCUCUAGUUUCGAUCUACCACAUUGACGGAACCGUGUCCAUUACGACCGGUGGAAUAGAUAUGGGACAGGGGGUAAAUACAAAGGUAGCUCAAGUGGCGUCACGAAUUCUUGGCAUUCCAAUGGAGAAGAUCAGUAUUAAAGCGGUUAGUAAUCUUACAGCUCCUAAUGCAAUUGUCUCUGGAGGCAGUAUGACGAGCGAGUCGGCGUGUUUUGCCGUCAUGAAAGCUUGCGAGAAGAUACUGGAAAGAAUGAAACCCCUUCGGGAGAAAUUUAUUGACGAAACGUGGGAGCAAAUAACUCAUAGGUGUCACAACGAAAAGAUUGACCUCUGUGCAAUGUAUCAUUACAAGGAAGGAGACAUACAAAACUAUUUGGUAUGGGGACUGACUUGCGCCGAAAUGGAAGUAGAUGUUCUAACUGGCAACUUGCAGAUCAGAAGAGUUGACAUAUUAGAAGAUACCGGGGAAUCCAUUAGUCCAGGAAUUGAUAUCGGACAAAUUGAAGGUGCAUUCGUCAUGGGAAUCGGAUUGUAUUUCACGGAAAACCUGAUCUACAGUGGGGAAAAUGGUCAAUUGCUAACAAAUAGAACAUGGAACUAUCAUCUGCCUGGAGUAAAGGAUAUUCCGGUGGAUUUUCGAGUGAAGCUAAUCCAUAAUACGUACAAUGAGACAUUCGUUCUGCGAUCUAAAACGACUGGCGAACCCGCACUAAACAUGACGGUGGCUCUACUUUUCGCACUGAGACGUGCUUUGAACUCUGCGCGCAAAGAUGCUGGAUUAAGCGAUGAGUGGUACACUAUGGUGACUCCAUGCACUCCGGAACAAAUCUGUUUGGCAGCUGGUAGUAAAUCAAGUCAAUUCGCAUUUUAAGUACCGUCAAACGGGGUGACUUGCAACGGCGGGGUGACUUGCAACACUUGAUGUCUUCUGUCUAUGCUUAUCAACAAAAAAUAAAAAUCGGACGUUUACAUACCAAAACUCAGUUGAACUAUAAAGUACACAUACUAUCUGAGCAGUAGCCACGAUUUUUACUUUUAUGAAAAUAGUUCCAACAAAAUAUUCAUAAAUUUAACAUUAGUCUAAAAAAGUAACAAAAACGUGAGCCUCAAAUCGUUGUCUGCAAAACAAUGAAAACAAAAUUUUCCAAAAAGAUUAUUCUAUAUGCUUUGAGCUAUACAUAAUGAGCUAUAUGAAUUUCCAUUUUACUUUAUAAAAAUAUUACAAUAUCAUUGUUAUAUUCAUAUGUUUUGAAAUAUUGUACCGAGACGGGGUGACUUGCAACACUUAUUUUCUAAACAAUUCAAAGUCCAGAAAAACGAAAUAUUGUUGUUUGACUAAUAAUUCACCAGCAAAAGUCUGAAGGAUCAUCAUAUGAACUGAAAAAUACAUUAAAACUCAUGUAAAAUUUACAAUUAGUACUUUGGUGUUUUUGAGCCCAAUAUUUCCAUAUAAAAAAUUACAAUUCAAUUUCCUAUGUAAAAACAAAUGCAAAAAUAAGUUUGUCAGCCCAAACGAUAUCACAAUAGUAGCAAGAAUAGGCAAGAAUGCUUAUCAAAUAUGCUUGAAACUAAAAAUUAAUAUCUGCGUGUUUGAAAAGGGAUUUACAUUGGGUGUUGCAAGUCACCCCGCACGACGUCUUGUAUAAAAAACGACCUUAUUUGGCUUUUUCUACAUGAAAAAAUAAAUCAAUUUAUAACUUGUUUACUCUAUUUUAUAGAGGGGCUGGCUAUUAAAACUAUUACAAAUAGUUUGAAUUUUAAAAUUGAGUUUAAUCAACAUUUUUUGUUAAUUGAAGCUGAAAAGUGUUGCAAGUCACCCCGUUUGACGGUAUUUAUAUUUGAAGUACCUAUAAUUUCUACGUUUUAACAAUAAAUCAAUGGAUCAAUACA